CUCUUGCGAUAUCAAUACACGUCUUUUCUCGUCGUUUUCUCAAAAUACACAUUCACCAGUCGCCCGGAGCGCAGUUAUGGCCUCCCCCCUUUGCUACACUUGCUAAUCAAACAUCGCGUUCCAGAUAACCAACCGUCACAAUGGGUCACGAAGAUGCUGUGUACUUGGCCAAGCUUGCUGAGCAGGCUGAGCGCUACGAGGAGAUGGUUGAGAACAUGAAGAUCGUCGCUUCUGAGGACCGUGAUCUGACCGUUGAGGAACGCAACCUCCUCUCUGUUGCCUACAAGAACGUCAUCGGUGCCCGCCGUGCUUCGUGGAGAAUCGUCACCUCCAUCGAGCAGAAGGAGGAGUCCAAGGGCAACUCUUCCCAGGUUGGCCUCAUCAAGGAGUACCGCCAGAAGAUCGAGGCCGAGCUCGCCAAGAUCUGCGACGACAUCCUUGAUGUCCUUGACGCCCACCUCAUCCCCUCCGCCAAGUCUGGCGAGUCCAAGGUCUUCUACCACAAGAUGAAGGGUGACUACCACCGCUACCUCGCCGAGUUCGCCGUUGGCGACCGCCGCAAGGACUCCGCCGACAAGUCCCUCGAGGCUUACAAGGCUGCCACCGAGGUUGCCCAGACCGAGCUCCCCCCUACCCACCCCAUCCGUCUCGGUCUUGCCCUCAACUUCUCCGUCUUCUACUACGAGAUUCUCAACGCACCUGACCAGGCUUGCCACCUUGCCAAGCAGGCUUUCGAUGAUGCUAUUGCCGAGCUUGACACCCUUAGCGAGGAGUCUUACAAGGACUCUACCCUCAUCAUGCAGCUUCUCCGUGACAACCUGACCCUCUGGACCUCUUCCGAGGCCGAGCCCGCGGCGUCAGGCACUGCCGAAGCGCCUGCCAAGGAGGAGGGUACCACCGCCGAGGCGCCGGCCGCCGCCACCUCUGAGGAGCCCAAGGCUGAGUAAGGGGUUCGAUGGUCUCGUAGCAUUCUGCUGUUCCUUGCCGGAUUUGGGUGGACUGGUGUCUACGGAGUGUGGACUGGAGAUUUCGUUUUUGCGAAUCGGCAUCGUUUAGGCAAUACACACAAGAGUUGUGAAGGGGUUGAUCUUUCCUAGCACGGGACUGGCUGAGGGCUAACGAAAGAGCAUUUUGGAGGUCGAUUGCACCCACGUUUGCUUUUUUAGACUCUAAUGCAAGACCGUCUGGACAACAACAAAAAAAGACUAAAAUUGCUUUCAAAGAAGCACAUCCGGUAAACAAUAUUGAGCGGUUUCCGCGUGACGCUGAUGCAUGGCUGUAGAGUUAUACUUGCCUUGGAAGAGCAUAAAAAUCGGUCAGG
Colletotrichum navitas is the source of this 1321-nucleotide messenger RNA. Its product is annotated as 14-3-3 domain-containing protein. Gene Ontology annotation, cellular component: cytoplasm. Lineage: Eukaryota; Fungi; Ascomycota; Sordariomycetes; Glomerellales; Glomerellaceae. The transcript is spliced from 5 exons. The record is from RefSeq and is a predicted model, not a curated record. Gene Ontology annotation, biological process: signal transduction; intracellular protein localization. The coding region runs from base 141 to 947 and encodes 268 amino acids.